AUGUGGCGAAGCUUCCAGCCACCCGGCUCGAUGGGACAAACCGCAUCGUCGCAGUCUUCAUCGAUUGCAGGACUGCAGGUAUCCCAGAAGCCUGUUGUUGACGCAGAGCACCACAGAGAAAACAAUUUUGCUUCGGUUUCGUCGAACGCGACGAACGCGACGAACGCGGGGAAAGCAAUUUCGCAACUCCAGCAACCCUCCACCAAUCCUACGUCGAGUCAAAGUGUAAACAUAGAGGACAAUAUCCAGCGUAUCCGAUCUCCGUCGCCCGACAUGGAGGCAGGAAAUAUUUAUAUUGAUAAACUUCUAGAUUCAUUAGGACUUGCUGUUACAACAGUAUCCGUCGAAGUUACAACAACCUCAAGCAAAAAAAGAGAAGCGCCAGAUGAUAGUUCAUCAUCGCUCCAGCGAAGAGGACGUAAGAAAAAGGUUAAAGGAGUUAAAGACUGGAUCACCGACAAAAUAGAAGACGAUCUUGAGUAUUUCUUGUUUGAUACGAGUGAAGUGGUACCUGGAAGUGAAAUAAAGAAAACGGAUGGCAGGAUACCUAGGAUAUCUAGGAAACCACGCCCCACCCUAGCGGGACGUCUAUCGCAAAAGCUGGAGUCCCGACCGCGCUCUUCUGACAAUACCCCCAACAAUCCAAUCGAUGAGAGGACGCAGUCGCCGGCAGCUGCGCUAUUGACCGAUAAUACUCGUCCCAUAACACCAAUUCAAACCCUCAAGAACCCAUACGUAAUCGAGACCAAACUUUUAUCGCAGAAGCUCGAUCCUCAACUGCAUUCUUCUGGAAACACACCAGACAAUCCAAUCGAGAUAUCCGAACUUACUGACAAGCUCACCAUUCCUACAAAUUUACCAGUACAGACGCGCUCGAAAAACGAGGUUGUAAAACAGACAUUUCGCGUCAUUGGUCCUCAAAACAACGAGGAGGAAUACCAAUCGUUUCAUAACCUUUGUCAGGUGCUGGGUCUAAAUGAGAGACAGACGAUAGCAUAUUAUACAAAGCCGGCGUUCGACUUCUGCUACGAUCUAAUUACGGUGGAUUUAGCGAGCGUUUUGGUAUCCAUAAUCUAUCAUCUCGAGGUCUUGAAAGCUGCCGUUCGGGAAGAGGGCAUAUUUGGCUUGGAUAAUUCUGCUUCUGUCGUGAGAGUGCUCUCGAAGUGUUACAGGGCGAGGAUAUCUAGAGAUAUUGGCAGAGCUAGCAGUGCUAGAGAUCUGAACGCGUUUCGUGAAGCGUGGGACCUGGUAUCACUUGCGGAGAUUGUAGAUUCAGACCGCGAGAGCGCCACCAAAUCCGCACUUCUCCAUGCUUCCGGUCCCCGCCCAAUUUCUGAACCAAUGCGGGAAGUUGAGUUCCCUCCUGAAAUCAAGGCUCUGAACUGGGCCAAGGCAUUAAAACAAGGUGGGGUCUGGAAAGCGUGGUGCAGAGCUUUCUCACCCGACAGUCACGAAAAGAGAGGUAUACUCCUUCUUCUCAUGGCCUUGGAUUUCACCAGAUCAAUCCCUGUAUCGCCCACGAAGAGGAGAUUACUCAGACGCAGGAAGGAGCAUCUUAAUUCGCCAUUCUGGGGUAUGUGUGGAAGCAAUAUGAGCGAGUAUCAAAUCCGUUGGAUCAAGGAGUACCUAAUGCGGUAUCAUCCUCAAUGGAUUGAACUUGUCAAAUAUAUUCAUUGUUGGGCUCUCUUGAUUUUUAAAAUAGGUCAGGUGGAAGAUAAACGUGAGAAGAGAAAGUUUAGAAAGGGGUUAGUGAAGUUGGGGUUUCGUGUUGUGGUGUGA
Molecule: messenger RNA, 1779 nt
Organism: Glarea lozoyensis ATCC 20868
Lineage: Eukaryota; Fungi; Ascomycota; Leotiomycetes; Helotiales; Helotiaceae
Exons: 3
Coding region: 1-1779 (592 amino acids)
Source: RefSeq, a predicted model, not a curated record